CCCAAGUCUCUCUGCAGCUCUCCUGGAGCCCCUUCAGGCUCCGUGAGGCUCUCUAAGGUCACCCUGGAGCCUUCUCUCUCCAGGCUGGACAUUCCCAGCUGCUCCCCCCGUCUCCUCCAGGCCCUGCUCCGCAGCAGCCAGCCCCUGACCGGGCCCAACCGCCGGCGGUGCCGCGAGGACGAGAAGCUCUUGGGGACAAUCCUGGAUGAGGGCGAGCGAGGUUUCAUCAUCGACACGCGCUCGGCACAGGCGGCCAAGCAGGCCCGGAUGAGCGGCGGCGGCACCGAGCCCAAAUCCUCGUACCCGCAGUGGAGGAGGCUCCACCGAGCCCUGGACAGAGGCCGCCCGCUGCAGGAGAGCUUCAUCAGGCUGGUGGAGGCGUGCGCUGAGCAGGGCAUGGACCGCUGGCUGGGCCGGCUGGAGAGCAGCCGCUGGCUCGGCCACGUCAAGGCCGCCCUGAGCACGGCCUGCCUGGCUGCUCAGUGCCUGGACAGGGAGGGCUGCAAGGUGCUGGUGCACGGGGCGGAGGGGACAGACACGACGCUGCUGGUGACGGCGCUGGCCCAGCUCAUCCUGGACCCGUCCUGCCGCAGCCUGGAGGGGUUCCAGGGGCUGCUGGAGCGGGAAUGGAUCCAGGCCGGGCACCCCUUCCAGCUGCGCUGCGCCCGCUCCGCCUCCUCCCACGGCCGAGGGAAGCAGGAGGCUCCGCUUUUCCUCCUCUUCCUCGACUGCGUGUGGCAGCUGAGCCGCCAGUUCCCCUUCUCCCUGGAAUUUGGGGAGCAGCUGCUCCUCACGCUCUUCGACAACGCCUACGCCUCCUCCUACGGCACCUUCCUGUGCAACAACGAGAAGGAGAGGAGCCUGUGUAAGGUGAAGGAAAGCACACACUCGCUCUGGGCCUGGCUGAACCAGCCCGAGGAGAGGCAGAAGUACCUGAACCCUCUCUACUCACACAACCCCCUGGUGAUCUGGCCCUCUGUGGAGCCCCAGAGCAUCCAGCUCUGGCAGGGUUUAUUCCUUCGUUGGAUCCGUCCUUCCCAGCACCUGGAUGAGGCCUGGGCGGAGAUCCGGAGGUUGGUGGAGGGAAACAACUCCUCCACCAAGGAGAGCACAGGGAAAAGGCUGAGCCAGAGCUUCCCUGACCCCACUGCAGGGACACGGAAUGGGAGGUGAAGCGUGGCCAGCUGGGUCCCCAUGGGAUUUGGGAUAAGCUGGAUCUUCCCAUGGGAAGGGCUGUGCUGGACACAGACCCCAUGGACAGCUCUGGCAGAGGGCACAGACCCCCUUUCCCAGCCUUUAGCCGCCCAGCCCGAGCUCUUUGCAGUAAAUCUCUCUCCCAGACCUU
Messenger RNA from Cyanistes caeruleus (blue tit), 1345 nucleotides. The record is from RefSeq and is a predicted model, not a curated record. Lineage: Eukaryota; Metazoa; Chordata; Aves; Passeriformes; Paridae.